ACUAAGGAGUAUUAUUUGUGAGACUAUAGACUGUCAGUCUGUAUUUGAAUCUCUUUGUAUUUGAUCGAAUAAGAUUAUUACUGAACUUCUUGCAAACUUCAAUUCAUUCAUUCUACAAAUUAACAUAGAGAAAGUUGAAAGUUUUUGAGAACUUAGAAAAGAAAAAGAGAAGAAAAUACAAGUAAAGGGAAGGAGUUAGAAGAAGAUGGGUUUCUUGUCACUCUUUGAAGUGUCAUCAAUGCCUAUUUUGCAAGUCCUAAUAAUCAGUGGAUUAGGAGCAUUUUUGGCAACAGGGUACUGCAAUCUUUUGAAUGCAGAUGCUAGGAGGUCCUUGAAUAAGAUUGUGUACGUGGUUUUCACUCCUGCACUCAUGUUUGCAAGUCUUGCCAAGACUGUAACGUUGCAAGACAUCAUUUCAUGGUGGUUUAUGCCUGUUAAUGUGGGGCUAACGUUUUUAAUUGGAGGAAUAUUUGGAUGGAUUGCAGUAAAAAUUCUGAAACCUGGGUUACACCUUGAAGGCUUAAUUAUUGCUUCUUGCUCAGCAGCAAACUUGGGAACCCUUGUUCUGAUUGUACUCCCAGCAAUCUGCCAUGAGGAUGGCAGUCCAUUUGGCGAUGACCAUGCUGCUUGUUCUUCAAUCGGCCUUUCUUAUGCCUCUUUCUCCAUGGCGUUAGGGGGAUUUUACAUAUGGACAUACACUUUCCACUUGGUAAAGAGUUCAUCCAUAAAGUUUAAGGCACUAAUAGCCGCAGUUGAGGAGGCUGCAAGGGAUCCAAACAAGGACAUAGAAGCCGAUGUAAAAACUCAACUUCUUAAUGGAAAGAACGAAGGGUAUGAUGCACACAUCCAUCCUGCAUCUCCCAAAAAGGAAAGUGAGCUCCAUUUGCAGAAGAUAGUAGAAUUUCUACAUCAGAUUUUACAGGAAAUAAUGGCACCUCCUACUAUUGGUGCAGUUAUUGGACUCACCUUUGGAGCUGUAACUUGGUUUAGGGACCUUGUCAUAGGAGAUGGUGCUCCACUUCGAGUGAUCCAAGAUUGUCUCAAAUUGCUUGGGGAUGGAACAAUACCUUGUACCACCCUUGUACUAGGUGGAAACCUAAUUCAAGGAUUACGAUCAUCAAAAGUGAAGCCCUCUGUGAUCAUGGGAAUCUUAUUUGUCAAAUACUUGCUGCUUCCAGUGAUUGGAAUUGGAGUGGUAAAAGCUGCUGAUUGUUUCGGCUUCCUUCCACCAGACCCUUUAUAUAGCUUCGUGUUGAUGCUUCAAUUCACAAUGCCUCCGGCCAUGAGCAUCGGUACCAUGGCACAGUUAUUUGAUGUGGGACAAGAAGAGUGUGCAGUGAUAUUUCUUUGGACAUAUCUUUUUGCAGCACUUGCACUUACUUUCUGGUCCACAAUAUUUAUGUGGAUCCUAUCUUGAACAAAGAAUUAUAAGGGUAGUCACAUUAUUAUGAUUCACCAAACACUCAGAAAUAGACAUUUACCCUGAAAACAUUUGUCACAGAUAGUCAUAUUUCUAGUUAUCAGCGACUAGAAUUUUCAAAGUGACAAGGAAUUCGAAUAGGUGUAUAUGUAACUCUAUAUUGGGCUAACUUUCAACUCUAGAGCUGGUGCAAGAGCUUUGAUACAGAACCCCAGUGGCGAUAUAGUGUAUCGAAGAACAAGUUUAUCUUCUCUAACACUCUCACCUAUAUCUUAUCUUGUAGCCUUCUCUUUUGUUGGGGUGUCAAGGGGAAGGGCUGAUUUAUCGAUGUCAUGUAUCAUUGACAUAAAUAAUACUCCUAUUUCAUAAAAUUGAAGGGCCAAAUUUGGGUCAUAAUGAUGUGAUACACAAGGAGAGUUGGUUAACUUGGUUUAAAAUCUUUAAACACAACUCUCCAAACACUCAGUUUGUAAAACUAUGCACUCUUGAUUAUUAUUAUUAAUUUUUUUUAACAAAUAAUCAUUUACCCUCCCAAAACCAAUUAAAAAUAGUUUCCCCAUUACAUUCACUACUACUGCUAGAAUACUCUUUAUUUGUGGAGUUAUUUGAGAUGUAUCCCGUGGACCCGUGCAUUAUGACAUAUUCGCUAGGAGUGCAGCGAUAAUUGGAUGCACCCUGUUGUCAUAGUACAUUUGUAGUGCGAUAUCAA
This is a messenger RNA of Chenopodium quinoa (quinoa), 2129 nucleotides long. Its product is annotated as protein PIN-LIKES 7-like. Lineage: Eukaryota; Viridiplantae; Streptophyta; Magnoliopsida; Caryophyllales; Amaranthaceae. The record is from RefSeq and is a predicted model, not a curated record. The transcript has 10 exons. The coding region runs from base 206 to 1417 and encodes 403 amino acids. Gene Ontology annotation, cellular component: membrane. Gene Ontology annotation, biological process: endoplasmic reticulum to cytosol auxin transport.